AAUGUGCGUCGUUCGUAUCCGAACCCAACUUUAACUCCGAUUAUUAUUUUUAUUAGACGAAGAAUAUAUAAUAUUUUUACAUUUUGCCUUUGUCGUAGUUUCGUGUGUUUAUACUUUACACUGUACGAAUAAGCAUUUUCAAGAGUUUAAGUAAAAAUAAAACUCAAAUGUUAGUCUUAAAAAUAUUGUAGACGUAUACGAAGGUGCAUUUUGUGUUUAUGUCAGGCGAUUAGAUUUUUGUUUUUAACAGCCAGCUAAAAUAAAAUUCAUUUUUCACUCUUUAAAAUUCGUUUAAAAAUAUAAAAUUCGCGCAGUUUUUUGUGUGUUGGAUUUUGUUGUGUGUGUGGCGAGGUUAAAAAAUUAAAUAAUAUUUUGUUGCACGACUCAUACUCAUGACCGAUAUGGGCGAUUUGGACCGAAGUUUGAUAAAGGAAUUUUCCUUGGUGCCGGCAUUUUACAAUAAAGCCAGUCCACAUUUCAAAAACAAAGCUUUCAUUGAGGAGGCAUGGACGGAAAUUUCGAAGAAAUUGGGCUACGAUGUAACCAUGCUAAAAGACCGCAUGAAUCAACUCCGAAAUCGAUACAAUUUGGAGAAGCGCAAAGUAAUUGCACUGAAAGACGAUGGCAUUCGUAAUCCAAAGAUCAGCUGGCCCCUGUUCGCCAAUUUACGAUUCCUGGACAAUCAUAUACGGCCACGCAAAUCGUACAAAGGGAUGAUGCGCAAAGAGGGUUUCCUGUUCGACACGUACAAGGACAAGGAUCAAGACUAUGUGCCGAAUGGGACGCGGGUGCAUGCACCGCGUCGUGGACGGCCGCCGCUGCAACGGAAAGAGAUUAAAGACGAAUCGGCUGAUAACGAUGUGAAUGAAUUGUUUCAACGUGAAUAUGAAACUGAGGAUGAUGGCGGCAAUGAUACAUCGAAUAAUGUUGACGAUUAUCUGAAUCCAGCGAAUUUCUUAGAAGAUACCGAGAGUGAAAACAACGAUAUACAGCUCAUAACCGAUUCAAAUGUCUCAACCAAUGGCUACAACCACGACGAACACCAAAAGCCUUCGUUGACUGUACGGAACAUCAAUUGCCUAAAACGAUCUUUGCAAGAUUCAGCCGACGACUGUCCAUUCCGAGAGCCAAAAAUGCCCAAAUUGCAUAAAGCCCAUCGAACGUCCGACAAAUUCGAAGCGUUUGGCAAUUUCGUGACGGCUUCGUUGCAAGAUUUACCAGAAAAUAAAUCGCUGGAAAUUAUCGAAAAGUUCACCAAUGAAAUUGUGAGAGCACUGAUACAGAAUUGAUAGAGAAACAGAGAAACAGAGAGAGAGAGAGAGAGAGAGAGAGAGAGAGAGGCGAGGAUUUGACUCGAAUGUUCGAUUUUCUUUUGUGAUCAUUUUAUUAUCAGUGCAAAUCAAAGUUUACUUAUUCCAUUGAAUAGAAUGAUUUAGAUGUUAAGUGAUCUUGUUGUCGCGUUAAAACGAAUGAAGUUUCAGGGUACUCUAAUUGUGUUUACCUUUAAAUUUACUUCCUCAUAUUAUAUAUACCUAAGAAUGUACUUUACUUUGAUUGAGUUUCGAAAACAAAGUAAAUCUCCACACAA
Molecule: messenger RNA, 1588 nt
Organism: Bradysia coprophila
Lineage: Eukaryota; Metazoa; Arthropoda; Insecta; Diptera; Sciaridae
Biological process (GO): regulation of transcription by RNA polymerase II
Cellular component (GO): nucleus; transcription regulator complex
Source: RefSeq, a predicted model, not a curated record